Messenger RNA from Talaromyces rugulosus, 813 nucleotides. RefSeq lists its product as uncharacterized. The record is from RefSeq and is a predicted model, not a curated record. Gene Ontology annotation, cellular component: intracellular anatomical structure. Gene Ontology annotation, molecular function: pyridoxal phosphate binding. Bases 1 to 813 code for a protein of 270 amino acids. The transcript has a single exon. Lineage: Eukaryota; Fungi; Ascomycota; Eurotiomycetes; Eurotiales; Trichocomaceae.
AUGCAGGCUGCAUCCCCCCCUCGCACAGCAACCCUGCUCGCCAACCUGACCAACGUCGCCGCCCGCGUGGCCGCCGCCUCCACCACUUUCUCUUCUACAACUACUCCAGGCAAAAAAGUCCGCCUGGUCGCCGUCUCCAAACUCAAACCGGCCAGCGACAUCCUCGCCCUUUAUACCUCUGCGUCUCCUCCACAACUGCACUUUGGCGAGAACUACGUGCAAGAACUCAUCGAAAAAUCACGCGUGCUUCCGCCAUCGAUCCGCUGGCAUUUCAUCGGUGGUCUGCAGUCGAACAAAUGCGUCGCUCUGGCGCGCGAUGUUCGCGGCCUGUGGGCUGUCGAGAGUGUUGAUACCGCCAAAAAGGCCUCGUUGCUGAACAAGGGCUGGUCGGAGCGUAGCGAUCGAGGAGGCGAGGUUGAGACGCGGUUGCGUGUGUUUGUGCAGGUGAAUACCUCUGGAGAAGCAAACAAAGCCGGCGUAGAACCGGCAGAGGCGGCGGUGCUGUGUCGACAUGUGCGUGAGCAAUGCCCCGAGUUGCAACUGCAGGGCCUGAUGACUAUCGGCGCUAUUGCCAGGUCGCAUGCUACCAGCAGUGGAGAGGAUGAAAACGAAGACUUUGUGGCGCUGAAAAGGACGAAGGAGCUUGUGGUUAAGGAAUUGGGGCUGCAAGAAGACGACCUCGAGUUGAGUAUGGGGAUGAGCGCAGACUUUGAAGGCGCCAUUGCCCUGGGCAGCGACCAAGUGCGCGUUGGCACGACGAUCUUUGGCGAUAGGCCGUCGAAAGAAGAGGCCAAGAAGACAACCCUUUUAUAA